Messenger RNA from Caenorhabditis briggsae, 282 nucleotides. NCBI's taxonomy places the organism in Eukaryota, Metazoa, Nematoda, Chromadorea, Rhabditida, Rhabditidae. The record is from RefSeq and is a predicted model, not a curated record. The transcript has 2 exons. Bases 1 to 282 code for a protein of 93 amino acids.
AUGAAGGUUCUUGCUAUUCUUCUCGCUAUCGUCGCUGUCGCCGUCAAUGCCUAUCCAGGAGGAUACGGAAGACCAUCUGGAGGAUAUGGGCCACCAUCUGGAGGAUAUGGAGCUCCAGGAGGUGGAUAUCAAAACCAAGGAGGAUUCGACGGUGGUGCUCAAUUUGGAGACCAAGGUGGAUUCCAAGGAGGACCAGGAGGAUUCAAUCAAGGAGGUUUCAACCAGGGAGGAUUCAAUCAGGGAGCUGGAUUCCAAGGACAAUUCGAUCAACAAGGAAGAUAA